Messenger RNA from Spirometra erinaceieuropaei, 5249 nucleotides. Lineage: Eukaryota; Metazoa; Platyhelminthes; Cestoda; Diphyllobothriidea; Diphyllobothriidae. The record is from the annotation of a GenBank genome assembly.
AUGAAUGCUGGGGCGGGGGGCAGUUGGGAACACGGUACGUUUUGAGUCGGAAUGCGAUACACUACUCCAGAUUGCUCUUCAGGUUUUAACCGGUCUUUGAUCUUCAUGACCCUGUUGCGCAUGGUGGCUUUGGGGCGGUGUGCGAUUCCAACCCCUAGCUCCGCAGCAAUGCGCUCGGUCGCUUCUGAAACACCCUUGAUGUAUGGCAGAGCAUGCCAUAUCGUCGGUGGCGUUGAUGUUACUUAAGAAUAUCCAGAUAAAUGCAGAGUUUAACUUAUCUUUGAAAUUGAGAUGCGCGAGGGGGUUGCCGGCGGGAAAACCUUAUAGACUUAUAACAUGGCGAUCACGUGCUUAAAAAUUAAUGUAGAAUGUGUGUGAUUGUGUCAAAGGUGGCAGUUUACGUUUCGUCCGCACACGAGGAAGCUGUGAUUGUUUCUUCUAUUAAAUACGUCGAAGCAGACUCUUCCUCUCAUAUUUUAUGUAAAGAGCGCUCAGUGGCAAAGGUUUUCCUCCACGAACGCAUUUUCUCUGACUGGCUCAACUUAUGUGAUUUGUAGAAUCGUUUUCCUCUACAUAUGAGCACAUCGUCAGAACACCGCGAUUGCUUAACAAACAUUUUUUCGAGAUUCAUGGCGGACUGAAGAGAUUUGGGCGUGCAGUGCCUUCGGUAUGUCAACAAGGCUAGUUUUCUUUUAAAAUUUUUCAAUCCUAAAACAGUACAGAGGACUGAAGUUACGCUUCUGGUAUGUUCUUGUAAUUGGUGUUACUCUAGAAUAAACGGAAACCUCUUGCUUUUCGACUUUCGUAAUUUGUGUGCCUUUCCGCCAUAUUCGCAAGUUUUUGUGUGCCUAGUCCGUAUCACAGUCUCUGUUUUUUCGUCAGUUUUCACGUAUCUUAUCUAUUUAAAUACGGCUUUUGCUUCUUUUUCCUCACUUCAUCUCCUUAGCAUUUGUCUCACCAUUAAUCGAUUAUUCGCUGUAUAUCUCCCGAAAUGUUUACGUCAUGGCAGAUCUCUGAAGAGCAAUCUGAUGGCGAGGUAAGGCAAGCUGCACGAGUAAGUUCUAAUUUAAAUGGUAAUGUGCUCAGACGUAUUUAAUUGUUUUAGGUACAGAACCUCUGGAUCUAUCCCCGAGGUUUUACUGUGCUAAAAUUCGGGCAAAAAGUCAGUGUGCUCCUUUCCGACCGGUCUGUACAUCAGGCAACAUACCCAGCUGCUUUCUUACCCCAGGUACUACAAUAUGGACGCUCCCUCCCCAUUCCCUUAUCUUCGGUUGGGAUUUCCACAGUUUCGGGAUACUGUGUGACUUGAUUCAAUUCCCAGAAAAACAACUCGGUAAUCCGCACGCCGUACGGGUACGGUCUGACUGACUGGCUAGAGGGCAAGCCCUUUUUGUUUGCGUAGUGCAUUCUCCAUGCAAACCAAAUAACCGAUUUCAUUGAAACGGCUUUAUUUACCUCGAUUUAAUGAGGUUUAUAUUAUGCCUUCUUCGGCCAUGAUAGUGCAACCCGAGCCACUUUUUAGCCGCUACAGGGACUGCAGAGUCAGAUGCUAGUGGGCACCCUGAUUGGUUAGGACAGCGUCUGCCUCUUCUAAGAAAGCUGUAUCGCUGCGUGUGCACCUAUGCGUGCAAAUGCACCUUAUGUUGUCAAACGAACAGUUCCCCUCUCAAGGAGCAUUCCGACCCUAAUAACAAUUCUGAUUAGAAUUUGAGCUGAAUCUAAUCAGAGUUUAAAAAUAUUCUUAUCAGAAUCUGUGCUGUAGUUGUCCUACUUAUCGGUACAGUUCGUAACCCAUGACGUUUAGUAGACUGACCAACUCAGGACGUCCACCGUUCCGCCCGUGAGACGGUGCGUGUGUGUGUAUGCAAAAUUGAGGGUGUUUACAACGGUCCCUCAAACAGACCACGCGGUAGAUGCGCAGGACCAACAUAGUGGUUAGAUCGGUGUCAGGCGGAUGUUACUGGGAAUGGGCACGCAUAACAAAUGCCAAUACUUGAGCUGUGGCGGCAAACCCAUCUGCGGGCUCAUGCGGCGCCAACUGGGAUCCAACUCGCCUCAUUUUAGUAGUAGUAUAGAAUCCUCUUCAGUGUCCGUUGUGGAUCAGGAGGGUGUGGUGGCACGCCAGCUUACGUUGUCGCCGUGCCAUCCACCUGCAUCCUCUCCCGUCUCCGAUUUUCUUGACACCGGAUCCAGAUUGGGGGGGGGGAGGGAGGAGGGCGGAAGAAGAGUGUGGUAGAUGUAGCGCAGAUUUACUACUAUAAUGACCUAAUUCACGUGCAAGUGGCCGCACCUGCUCCCACUCUGCUGCAGAUCAUACGGUGGACAUCGUCGGCAACGAUGAUCGAACUGUCAUGCAAAAUUUAGGCUGUUCGCAACGAUCCGUGACCGCAACAACUUUGGAAUCACUGCAGCCAGAAACUUGACUGCAAAAUGGUGCUAGGCAGUUGCGUGAUGCUUCUUUGCGACGAACUUUUAGAUUUUUUGUGCAUCAUUUCCCGCAUUUCUUUAUCAUUUUGCACAUUUUUCUCCACUUUUAAUUUAGGGUCCGUGGCAUUGCUCCCUAGUGCCCCGGCGCAUUUUCUGUGUGCCGGAAGUGCACGGACCAACAAAGGAAGAUUCUUAUGCACCGACAGAAAAUCUGGCAAACACGUGUCUUGACUUUUAGCCAAUACCUAUGCGGUCACUAUUGUGAAGCAUUUAAAAUAUUCGUCUUUUCCUAUAUUAUGGAUAAUGUAAUAUCAUUUUAUCUUAAUUCCAAAUCUCGAUUUCGUCGCUGGAAUUGUGUUUCACCUGUUUGGCUGCCGCCUGAAGUAACCCGUAAUUUUCUCUUUAAUGAUACAAUCGCACUUAGGGAGUGGUAAAUGAGGGAGGAAUUGUUUCAUAAUCGUUCGUAGGUAAUUGCACGCCUACUCGAGAUGUACCAAUGGCAUUUAUCUGUCCUGUGCGCCUUAUAUGUAGAAACCAGUGCUGAACGUACUCCGAAAUACUCUAGAAACGCACAGGCCUUUGACAAAAAUAGUUUUAUACCUUUUUACACGUAGAGCACUCCUGAGGUGUACUGCAGGAAGUUGGCCUCCAACUUCAUACAGAAAAUUUAGUGUACGGAAGAAACUUCUUAGGCAUUUGUGUUCUUAAAUAAAAAAUGGCAUCAUCUACUCCCGACGUUUGCGUGCUUCGACUUAUUCUGAAAGGUUUUGAGCGUAUGGCGUCAGGCCCAGUUAAAUUUCACAGCUUCUGUCUGUAAAUCCUGUCCCGUGCUGCAGCAGAGUGACAAAACGAACUACUGUCGUUUCGAGGGAGAGUCGUUUUUGUUGCUUAACCCGUUCUAUCUUCACACUUAUCGUUUACUCUGUGUUGUCAUUUUACCAAGCAGGAGGGAGGUCGGAAAGCAUCGUAGUGACUGAAACACUCCUUAUUUUUAUGGUGUGUUUACUUUUUCUAUUAUCCUUGCAACUGUUUACUUGCUCGUUUGAACCUCCCUUACCGUAAUCUCAUCUUUUCUUAUGAAUUUGCCAGUUGUAAAACGCGUUUUUCUUAAUUAACUGUAGGUAUGAAUUUCAUUAACCGGCCUGCGUAUUCGCUGAUUCUCUGUGGUAGGAACUCAAUUCUUCCUAGUUUGGUAGGUUGAAAACUAUUUUUUUUCUUCAUGCGUCCAUUUAGGUAAACUCCCGUGCAGUCUCCAUCAAAUGCUGGCCAACAAUCGAUAACCCUUGGCGAACAAACUUGGAGGUUCAGCAUGCUCCAGCGAAUAUACCUGAAUACUCAAUAUCAAAGGAGGAAUUCAAAUAUGUAGAACUCUUAAAACCGUGCGAUCUUGUUCCACCACCUCCUAGUGAUGAUAAGAAAACGCCAAGCGGAUGGAUUCCACCCAGACGUAAGAUCUGUUCCUUAUGUAUAGCUAGUUGUUUUUAAUAACCAACAUCUCUCGACAGAUCCACAGGCCCCUUCGAGAACUCUUAGCAACCUUACGCAGUUAGCCUUAUACACGACGGAUGGCCUCCUUGGCAGACUGCCGCUCAAGAAUGCAGUGGCAUUUUCUGCAUUUACAGAUAAGUCGGCUAAUUUGUCGACUUCGUUAGUCUUCGAAAUUGGAUGUUGGUAGUACGGUUUUAUCUGCAUAACCGAGGUCAACCAGUCAAGCCAUUGGUGCACAUUCAACCUCGCCAAAACCGCGAACCGUCUUCGUAGACAGUAUGCCACGCCUUCUAGCUAUCUUUGUGCUUCGAGCAUAGUACCCUGGAGUUUGCCAGCAGCUGGAUGCCUCGGUGCUUAGGACCUGGCUGCAUUAGAUCCUUCGUCAUAGGCUCUUGUAAAAGCCUUUACUGACUUGACAUCCGAGGUAUCAGAAUUUUAUUCUCUGUGGCUGUGGGGUCAGCGCGCAUUCUACACGCCGAUACGGAUGCAAAGACCCAGCCAACCAAUGUGUUCAUUUAUUUCUAGUCGUCCUGACAUGGUCUUCUAAUUAGCACAUAAUGUAUGAGGUGAGAGAGAUGGGGAGGGAUAUUAAUGCUGCAAAAUUCUUCAUCACAUUAGUCCAAUUCUCGCGCAGGUCACCUAGGAGGGCUAUGAUCCUCGUCCUUUUAGGCUGCCGAGCUAUUGUUUAGUUGGAAAUUUGUGACUGCUAUUUAGGAAUUAAUACGAUAUCAGUGAGGUGUCGUUAGUACCGCCAUGCAAAAAUGACAUUUGGCGCUACCGCCCCCUAAGGUGUCUGGCUUUUUGAGUUACUUCUUAACACCUAUCUGAUUUUUAUGGAUUAUUUUAAACUCCCAUACUUCCAGCCCAACUUUCGGCAAGAAAGCCUUACACUGUGACGCGCUCUCGUAAUCACAUGCUACCUGUUUACUUAUCCGUCAAAGAACGCAAGAGACGCGAGCAAACCUAUGGCAAGCGAAUGCUCACCGUAAUCACAAAGGUCGGCGGGGAUAUGCAGGUAAAAGUCUUCAUCUAUGUCUGCCUUUGUUCUUUCUCGCGCAUACCUGUAACCAGUCCAGUUUAUUUCAUUUGAUUGCCCAUUUUAGUUGCCACGUAAGUUUGGUCUGGUCUGUGUUAUCAUCUACUUUCUUAUUGGGAAUGAAGUUUUCCUUUUCUCACCCAUUAAGGCCCUCGCGUCCGAUCUGGAGGCGCUCCUAAAACCCAAAUGUGAAUCUGGUCUCUUUCUUUGUCAAGUGGACGAGGCAACUCGAAAGAUCAUAAUAGACGGCAUUUUCCUGGACGAGGUGUCUGCUUUUCUAAUAGAAAAUGGUUUUUAG